Colletotrichum siamense is the source of this 774-nucleotide messenger RNA. It is a transcript of the gene BOT4-0, whose product is annotated as Cytochrome P450 monooxygenase BOT4. The record is from RefSeq and is a predicted model, not a curated record. NCBI's taxonomy places the organism in Eukaryota, Fungi, Ascomycota, Sordariomycetes, Glomerellales, Glomerellaceae. Gene Ontology annotation, molecular function: heme binding; monooxygenase activity; iron ion binding. The coding region runs from base 1 to 774 and encodes 257 amino acids. The transcript has 6 exons.
AUGAAUUCAUUUGAGAUUCUUGGCGAGAUGGCUUUCGGAGAGAGCUUCCGCAAUCUUGACAUUGAUAUCCUGAAUUCUUGGGCGGAUACUGCACUCGAGCAUCUCUACAUCGUCACUCUUAUUGACAAUUUGCGGCGCAUUGGGUGGGUGUCCAAACUUGCAAGACUACUCAUUCCCACAUGGAUCGUCACCAACAAUCAACAUUCGAACUAUAGCCGCCAACAGGUCGAGAACCGUCUUCAAGUCAAAGCGGCUCGCAGCGACUUCGUCAGUCCGCUCGUCGACAAGGUUCGCGCAGGAGAAGUCUCUAAGGAGGAAAUGACAGCUCACGUUUCAACAAUCGCAAUUGCUGGUGGAGAGACCGUGGCAACUACUCUAUCAGCCUUGACAUGUUUCCUCGGUCAGAAUCCAGAGAAGCUGGAACUUCUCAGCCAGGAGAUCCGUGUCGCUUUCAAAACCUACGACGAAAUAACCGGAUCGAAGGCCCAGCAGCUACCAUACCUGCAAGCUGUUAUCAAUGAAGGUCUUAGACUGUUUCCUCCCGCUUCUGGGGGCGCGACCAGGCUCUCUCCUGGCUUUGAGCUGCACGGCCAACAUAUACCUGAAGGCACGGACAUCAGCGUCAGUCCCUGGUCCACCGUUCACAAUCCAGAGUAUUUCUCCGACCCCUGGCAUUUCAAACCAGAGCGAUGGCUGGACCCUCAUUACAAAGAUAAUAAGGAUGCCAGUCGUCCGUUUCUGCUUGGUCCUCGGGACUGCUUAGGAAGAAAUUGA